Octopus sinensis (East Asian common octopus) is the source of this 2211-nucleotide messenger RNA. Its product is annotated as sialin-like. The annotation marks the transcript as partial. The record is from RefSeq and is a predicted model, not a curated record. Lineage: Eukaryota; Metazoa; Mollusca; Cephalopoda; Octopoda; Octopodidae. Gene Ontology annotation, biological process: monoatomic anion transport; transmembrane transport. The transcript has a single exon. Gene Ontology annotation, molecular function: transmembrane transporter activity.
UAUUCUAGGCUUUUCUCUCGUUUCAGCAUCGGCUCUGACUUUGCUCUACCCGAGUUUAUCUCGAAUAAGUGGUUACUUGCCUUAAGGAUAUUAACUGGGUUAGUAUCUGGCCCGAUGUUUCCAUCGGUGCAAUCUUUAUUUGGUCGCUGGGCUCCACCUUUUGAAGAUAGCGCAUUGCUUGGUCUUGUAUUUUCUGGUCAACUCAUAGGUAGUAUUGUAUGUUAUUCUAUAUCGGGUUUCCUCUGUGUGUAUGGAUUUGACAAUGGGUGGGGUUCUAUAUUUUAUAUAUUUGGGGGAAUGUCACUGUUGUUCAGUUCUGCUUGGUUCUAUUUUGUCUAUGAUCGUCCAGAGCUCCAUCCGUCUCUUGGUCAAGAAGAAAGCGCGUACUUGAAUAAAACUGUAAGGUGUAAAAGUAGAGUUAAAAACAUACCCUGGAAAAACAUAUGGAGUUCUUCUGCUGUUUGGGCCAUCGUUGUUGCCCACACUUGCUAUAACUGGACUGAUCUUACCCUUACCUUAUUACUACCACUCUACAUGAAAGAAGCCUUGAACGUCGAAACAGAAUCAAAUGGUUUAAUGUCAUCUGCUCCUUGGAUAGGGCAAGCCAUUUCCAUGCCCUUGUUCGGAAGACUUGCAGAUUUUAUACGCUCAAAAGACUGUCUGUCAACUCGUUCGAUCCGAGUGCUUUUCCAAACUGUGUGUUUCGUUUUCUCGGCGAUUCUAUUCAUUUCUGUAGGUUUUCUGAAAUGUGACCAAGUCCCAUUGGCUGGUUUUCUCUUUCUUUUUUCUGGUGUCAUCUGGUCUCUCUAUAUAGGCGGUUUUAAUGUGAACCACGUUGACAUUGCUCCGAAAUACGCUGGUGUAUUGUAUGGUAUUACGAAUACAUUUAGUUCCCUACCAGGAUUUGUGGCUCCAAUAACAGCUAGAAUACUUACACCGAAUGGAACGCAAAAAGAAUGGCAAAUUGUGUUAGCUUUAUGUGCAGGGUUUUCUGUGUUAGGGGCAAUAGUAUAUGCGAUUAUGGCGAAAGGGGAAAUUCAAGAUUGGGCCAAGUACGAAGAUAGUUCUAUAAAUGAAAGAGAAUCUCUGAAUUUGAAAGAGAGAAGAGCAAUUGACGGAGAUUGUGAAACGGUUUAGUGUGUUAUCUAGUCGCAAAAAUUAUUGUAGACGCUAGAUGUCACCCAUGUUCCUAAAAGCUUUUCUCUUGGAAAAUGAAGAUAUGCCGUACGACUUCCCGCCGUACUGUUAUAUCUGAACUGUUAUCAACCGUUCCUGAUGUUCUCUUAUUACUCUCCAACUGUGUAUCUUCAACCAGCACUCCACGAUGUCUCCAUUGAAUAAUUCCUAUGACCUGUACACUAUGACUGCACAUAUGACACUCUUCUCAAACUUUUAUGCGCAUGCUUAUUUAUACUAACCAGUACAGUUUACUUAGCCAAUCACGAGUGUGUACACAUUUCCCAUACAACACCUCUUCCCUUUGAGAUUGGCUUUCGCUUUAUUUUCUUAAUUUUUUUAUUACUCCCACGGGGAGAAAUCGGCAUAUUUUUUCGUUUAUAAACAAUCUCUAACAUCUCCGUCCGCUUUCUCUUUCUAGUUGACAUGCGCACUGGUUCAAUCAUUUCCUGCGGCGCCGGAAUAUCAAAUAUAUCAUAUAACAUUUCAAUAAGCUCUUGCUGCCUUUUUCGUCCUUCUGUGUAUCUCUUUUUUAUUUGACUUACAUGUCUCUUAUGCUCACACGUCUUCCCUUUCACCAUAUAUAUUACUCUACCAAGACGUUUGGUUAUUCUUCCUUGUUCCUAACUUUGUUUUCCAUAUUUUUUUCUGACUUAGCCAUUCGCUCUUUAAUAAUUUCAAUCGACAUAUUUUUUUCGUAAGAGAAAAAAAUGCAACAAAUAAUUUUUCGAAAUUAACAGUUCAUAAAAAAAUGAUCACACAGGUUCAAAUCUUUCUCCUGGAGCGGGAAAGUACACACUUUCAACAAAAGCCUGAUAAGCAAUCAAGGAACAGAAUGUAACAAGUAAUCACAAUAACAACACCUUCACGGUCCAAUUAGCAUAAAAAACUCCUCUAGAAAUUGGCGCAUAUGACACUCUUCUCACACUGUUCUGCGCAUGCUCAUUUAUACUAACUAAUAUUGAUCACUUAGCCAAUCACGUGGAUGUACAGAUUCCACAUAAAACACAAUAAAAAUAUUAAUAAACAAUAAAA